AUGUCGCUGAACCCAGAGCCCUCGGCGCCUGAAGAGCGGGCAGAGCACCACCUGCCGCCCAAGUCGUACGCCGACGCCGCCGAAGAGGCCCUCGAGCCACAAUCACAUGCCAACGGCACCGACGGCACCAUGGAGGACAGCGGGUACAGAUCAAGAGGCAGCAAAAUGGACGAGGUGAAGACCAAUGGCAUCAGGACUCCCGUAGACGACGACAGGACGUCGCUCGAAGGCCUGGGUCAGGACGGCUCGCCCAGGAGUCCCACAGUCAAAGGCCAUCGUCGCGUCUCGUCGCGCAACUCGCAUGGCUCGCUCGGCCGCAAGCAGGGCGAGCAGGCACAGAACGGCAUCCACGAGAAGCACGCAAAUGGCCAUGGCGAGACGCUGACGAGUGUAAAGCCGCAGCAGGAGUUCCAAGUCGCCAAAGCAGAUAGAAGAACCGACCUCAAGCGCAGAAACUCGGAGCUCACGACGGGACGACAGGCCGGUGCGGGAUGGUCCAAGAGCAAAAUACGAUUUGCGCCCAUGAACGUUCCCCUCCAACGCCGCCUUCAGACCCUCGCCGUCCUCAUGCACACGCUCAGCAUCGUCGGCGGCCUCGCCAUCUUCUUCUUCCUUUGCAGCAUACCUCUGCUCUGGCCAAUUCUCCUGCCGUAUACCGUCUAUGUCCUCUUCUCCAAUGCUGGCACAUCGGGCGAGCUGUCUUUCCGCAGCGACCGCCUCCGCCGACUGCCCGUCUGGUCGCUCUUUGCGUCCUACUUCCCCGCUCGCCUACAUCGCUCGCAGGAGCUGGAGCCUACUAGGAAGUACAUAUUUGGCUACCACCCACACGGCAUUAUAUCCCAUGGCGCUUUCGCUGCCUUUGCGACUGAGGCCCUGGGCUUCUCCCAGCUCUUCCCUGGCAUUACCAACGCCCUGUUGACCCUCGACUCCAACUUCCGCUACCCCAUUUACCGCGAAUACGCCCUGCGCCUCGGCAUGGCCUCCGUCUCCCGCGAGUCCUGCGAGAACAUUCUCUCCAAGGGCGGUCCUAACAACGAAGGCAUGGGUCGCGCAAUUACUAUUGUCGUAGGCGGCGCACGUGAAUCCCUCGAUGCGCGCCCUGGUUCCAUAAAACUCGUUCUCAACCGUCGCAAAGGCUUUGUCAAGAUGGCCAUCCGCACCGGCGCCGACCUCGUACCUGUCCUGGCAUUUGGUGAAAACGACGUUUACGACCAACUCGACACCGACUCGCACCCCUACAUACACAAGUUCCAGAUGCUCGUUAAGAAGUUCAUGGGCUUUACCGUGCCCAUUUUCCAUGCGAGGGGUAUCUUCAACUAUGAUGUGGGCAUGAUGCCUUACCGACGGCCCAUCAACAUUGUUGUAGGACGUCCGGUUAGGGUCAUGCAGGAUAAGCAUCCGGACAACGAUUACAUCAACAAGAUACACCAACAGUACGUUGACGAGCUUAUGCGGAUAUGGAAUGAGCACAAGGACACUUUUGCCAAGCACAGAACGGGCGAACUUGAGAUUGUCGAGUAA
Molecule: messenger RNA, 1521 nt
Organism: Alternaria postmessia
Lineage: Eukaryota; Fungi; Ascomycota; Dothideomycetes; Pleosporales; Pleosporaceae
Exons: 2
Coding region: 1-1521 (506 amino acids)
Biological process (GO): triglyceride biosynthetic process
Cellular component (GO): endoplasmic reticulum membrane
Molecular function (GO): diacylglycerol O-acyltransferase activity
Source: RefSeq, a predicted model, not a curated record